Molecule: messenger RNA, 525 nt
Organism: Papaver somniferum (opium poppy)
Lineage: Eukaryota; Viridiplantae; Streptophyta; Magnoliopsida; Ranunculales; Papaveraceae
Exons: 2
Coding region: 1-525 (174 amino acids)
Source: RefSeq, a predicted model, not a curated record
AUGAAGUCUGUUAUGCCUUCUAUUAUUUCAGAUGUUCAAGGUGCUUUUAUGCAGGGUAGGCAAAUUCAUGAUGGAAUUCCGAUUUCCUCAGAACUUAUUAACUCAAUAUUAACACAACAACUUACAGGUAUUAUUUGCAAAGUGGACUUCGAAAAGGCUUUCGACAAUGUAAAUUGGGGGUGUGUCGAUAAUACUCUGGACAUAUUUUGCUUUGGUUCUAAAUGGAAAAACUGGUGUAUAUCAACUCCUAGGUUUGUUGUUCUAAUCAAGGGUGAAGCGACUAAUUUAUUUAGAAGCGAAAAAGGGAUCAGGCAAGGUGACCCUAUAUCACCAUUCCUAUUUAUUCUGGUUGCUGAGGUUCUUUCUUUGAUGUUCAAAUCUGCCGCUGCUCGAAACCUUGUUUCUGGCUUCAAGGUAGCUCCUCAAGGUGAUGAUUCACUCUGCAACCUCUUAUUUUACACUCAGUCUCUGCCCCAAACUCUCAAUAUCCUUCUAGGAUUCCCAGAAACUUAUUUAUACCCAUAG